This is a messenger RNA of Ictidomys tridecemlineatus (thirteen-lined ground squirrel), 5361 nucleotides long. The record is from RefSeq and is a predicted model, not a curated record. Lineage: Eukaryota; Metazoa; Chordata; Mammalia; Rodentia; Sciuridae.
CAAAGCAAAAUUUGUAAUAUGCCAUUUUUCCGAUGGACGCUUCUCCUUUUGGCUGCUGACGGAGCCGCGGGAAGAUGCCGAGUGGCUGCCACGCCACCGAGUCGGGGCACGUUCCGGGAGAGUGCUGGGUGGCACGCGUGUGUCUAAGCUGCCUUUCUCCUCUGGUUGCUAGGGAAAUGGUCCAGGAGUGCUGGGUGUGAGCCUCCCCUCUCGUCAAGCCGGAGACUGCGGUUGUCAUUGAUCCAUUGAAGAAGCAGGACCCGAAAUUACAGACAUUAGCAAUGAUGUGUGAAGUGAUGCCCACGAUUAACGAGGACACCCCAAUGAGCCAAAGGGGGUCCCAAAGCAGUGGCUCGGACUCAGACUCCCAUUUUGAGCAGCUGAUGGUGAAUAUGCUAGAUGAAAGAGAUCGUCUGCUGGACACCCUUCGAGAGACCCAGGAAAGCCUCUCACUUGCUCAGCAAAGGCUUCAGGAUGUCAUCUAUGACAGAGACUCGCUCCAGAGACAGCUAAAUUCAGCCCUGCCACAGGAUAUCGAAUCCCUAACAGGAGGGCUGACUGGUUCUAAGGGGGCUGAUCCACCGGAAUUUGCUGCACUGACAAAAGAAUUGAAUGCCUGUCGAGAGCAACUUCUAGAAAAAGAGGAAGAGAUCUCUGAACUUAAAGCUGAAAGAAAUAACACAAGACUGCUACUGGAGCAUUUGGAGUGCCUUGUGUCACGGCAUGAAAGGUCAUUAAGAAUGACUGUGGUAAAACGGCAAGCUCAGUCACCCUCGGGAGUGUCCAGCGAAGUUGAGGUUCUCAAGGCGCUGAAAUCUUUAUUUGAGCACCACAAGGCCUUGGAUGAAAAGGUAAGGGAGCGACUGAGGGUUUCUUUAGAAAGAGUCUCUGCACUGGAAGAAGAACUAGCUGCUGCUAAUCAGGAGAUUGUUGCCUUGCGGGAGCAAAAUGUUCAUAUACAAAGAAAAAUGGCAUCAAGUGAGGGAUCCACAGAGUCAGAGCAUCUUGAGGGGAUGGAACCCGGCCAGAAAGUCCAUGAAAAGCGUUUGUCCAAUGGCUCUAUAGACUCAACAGAUGAAACCAGUCAAAUAGUUGAACUACAAGAAUUGCUUGAAAAGCAAAACUAUGAAAUGGCCCAAAUGAAAGAACGUUUAGCAGCCCUUUCUUCCCGAGUGGGAGAGGUGGAACAGGAAGCAGAAACAGCAAGAAAAGAUCUCAUUAAAACAGAAGAAAUGAACACUAAAUAUCAAAGGGACAUUCGGGAGGCUAUGGCACAGAAGGAAGACAUGGAAGAAAGAAUCACCACUCUUGAGAAGCGUUACCUCAGUGCUCAGAGAGAAUCUACCUCCAUACAUGACAUGAAUGAUAAACUGGAAAAUGAGCUGGCAAAUAAAGAAGCCAUCCUACGGCAGAUGGAAGAAAAAAACAGACAGCUACAAGAGCGUCUCGAGCUGGCUGAGCAAAAGUUGCAGCAGACUAUGAGAAAAGCUGAAACCUUACCUGAAGUAGAGGCUGAACUGGCUCAGAGAAUUGCAGCCCUAACAAAGUCUGAUCCAACCUCUUCUACCUCAUCUGAUGAUUAUCAAUAUGUUAUGGAAGCUAAACUACAAGAAAUGAUCUCCAUACGUAGGAAGGCUGAAGAGAGACAUGGAAAUAUUGAAGAACGUAUGAGACAUCUAGAAGGUCAACUUGAAGAGAAGAAUCAAGAACUUCAAAGAGCUAGGCAAAGAGAGAAAAUGAAUGAGGAGCAUAACAAAAGAUUAUCUGAUACAGUGGACAGACUUCUGACUGAAUCGAAUGAACGCCUACAGCUACACUUAAAAGAAAGAAUGGCUGCUCUGGAAGAGAAGAAUGUUUUAAUUCAAGAAUCCGAAACUUUCAGAAAGAAUCUUGAAGAAUCUUUACAUGAUAAGGAAAGACUAGCAGAAGAAAUUGAAAAGCUGAGAGCUGAACUUGACCAGCUGAAAAUGAGAACUGGCUCUCUAAUUGAACCCACAAUAUCAAGAACUCAUCUAGACACCUCAGCUGAGUUGCGGUAUUCAGUAGGAUCCCUAGUGGACAGCCAGUCUGAUUACAGAACAACUAAAGUAAUAAGAAGAGCAAGGAGAGGCCGCGUGGGUGUGAGAAGAGAUGAGCCAAAGGUUAAAUCACUUGGGGAUCAUGAAUGGAACAGAACGCAGCAAAUAGGAGUACUAAGCAGCCAUCCAUUUGAAAGUGACACUGAAAUGUCUGAUAUUGAUGAUGAUGACAGAGAAACAAUUUUUAGCUCAAUGGAUCUUCUCUCUCCAAGUGGUCAUUCUGAUGCCCAGACUCUAGCUAUGAUGCUUCAGGAACAAUUGGAUGCAAUUAACAAAGAAAUCAGGCUGAUUCAGGAAGAAAAGGAAUCUACAGAGUUACGUGCUGAAGAAAUUGAGAAUAGAGUGGCCAGUGUGAGCCUGGAGGGCCUGAAUUUGGCUAGGGUCCACCCAGGUACCUCUAUCACUGCCUCUGUUACAGCUUCAUCACUGGCCAGUUCAUCUCCCCCGAGUGGACACUCAACGCCAAAGCUCACCCCUAGAAGCCCAGCCAGAGAAAUGGACAGGAUGGGAGUCAUGACACUGCCAAGUGAUCUAAGGAAACACCGGAGAAAGAUUGCAGUUGUGGAAGAAGAUGGUCGGGAGGAUAAGGCAACAAUUAAAUGUGAGACUUCUCCUCCCCCUACACCCAGAGCCAUCCGGAUGACUCACACCCUCCCUUCUUCCUACCACAAUGAUGCCCGGAGUAGUUUAGCUGCCUCUCUUGAGCCAGAAAGCCUUGGGCUUGGCAGUGCCAAUAGCAGCCAAGAUUCUCUUCACAAAGCUCCCAAGAAGAAAGGAAUCAAGUCUUCAAUAGGACGUUUGUUUGGUAAAAAAGAAAAAGCACGACUUGGGCAGCUCCGUGGCUUUAUGGAAACUGAAGCUGCUGCUCAGGAAUCUUUGGGCUUAGGCAAACUUGGAACUCAAGCCGAAAAGGAUAGAAGACUGAAGAAAAAGCAUGAACUUCUUGAAGAAGCUCGGAGGAAAGGAUUGCCUUUUGCCCAGUGGGAUGGACCCACUGUGGUCGCUUGGCUAGAGCUCUGGUUGGGAAUGCCUGCCUGGUAUGUGGCAGCUUGCCGAGCCAACGUGAAGAGUGGUGCCAUCAUGUCUGCUUUAUCAGACACUGAGAUUCAGAGAGAAAUUGGAAUCAGCAAUCCUCUGCAUCGCUUAAAGCUCCGAUUAGCAAUCCAGGAGAUGGUUUCCCUAACAAGUCCUUCAGCUCCUCCAACAUCGCGAACUGUGAGUCAAUUUAUGCUCUACCCUUCCCCAGUGCUGGGCAAAUACCUGGAACUUUUCUUCCCACCAGAAUCACGAGACACCCCACAAUUCAUCCAUCCAGAGGUAUCAUAUAAUGCCUCUGAAAAGUCUCUGCUGAACUUGCAGAUAAAUUUAAUGUGUUAUUUUUUUAAUAACAGAACAAGUUUACAGUAUGGAAUUAUGUGCUUAAAAAGGUUGAAUUAUGACAGAAAAGAACUAGAGAGAAGACGAGAAGCAAGCCAACAUGAAAUAAAGGAUGUGCUAGUAUGGAGCAAUGAUCGAGUUAUUCGCUGGAUACAAGCAAUUGGACUUCGAGAAUAUGCCAAUAAUAUUCUUGAAAGUGGCGUGCAUGGCUCACUUAUUGCCCUGGAUGAGAAUUUUGACUACAGCAGCUUAGCUUUAUUAUUACAGAUUCCAACACAGAACACUCAGGCAAGGCAGAUUCUUGAAAGGGAAUACAACAACCUCUUGGCCCUGGGGACUGAACGACGACUGGAUGAAACUGAUGACAAGAAUUUUAGACGUGGCUCAACCUGGAGAAGGCAGUUUCCUCCUCGUGAAGUACAUGGAAUCAGCAUGAUGCCUGGAUCCUCAGAAACCUUGCCAGCUGGAUUUAGGCUGACCACAACAUCGGGGCAGUCGAGGAAAAUGGCCACGGAUGAUGUCGUGUUUUCAGUCUACUCUACCUAAAGUGCACUACCGUCUAAGAAGAUGAGCAGUGAAACCUCUGUGAAGACCGAAUUCGGAGGAAAUAAUGACAAGUAGUGAUUUAUUAAAAAUAAAAUGUGAUUCCGGGGGUUAUCAGAUAUCAAAUUUGAUUAGUUUACUACAAUUGUAAUAAAAUGCUUAAGUCAUUUGAAUAAGAAGCAUCAUCCACGUCAUAAAUUCUGUACAAGAGAUGCUUUUAUGAAAUGGAGCCACUUGUUUUUCAUGUUGUAAUAUACUAGGCAUUUAUGUAUUACUGUGUAUUUCUUUUUAAAUGUGUAAGUCUUAUGUAAAUGGAUAUAAAUAUGAUUUUUUAAAAAAUAAAAUAUAUGGUUCAUGGAGUCUUGAGUGCAAACAUUUGACAAUUCCAAGUACUGUUUGUAUUUUACCAUUUCACCAUUUUUACAGUUUUUGAAUUGUAACAGUCAAAUCAAUAUGUUUCCUAGAAGCAUGUUUCAUGCUUCAACAUGUUUCUCCUUCAAGUCUGUUAAUCCUUAAAGCUGAAUACCUGCCUCUGAUCAUGUAAAAAAGAAUGAUUUAACCUGGAACUGGAGCCAAAAAAAUGACCUUUAAAGGCAAUCAGGGAUGUCCUUAUCUCUAGAAAUAGCACUGUGAUGGCUUGAUCUCCUUUUCAAUACAAAACAAAGCCAAACUGUUUACAAGAGUCAAAAGCAAUUAUUUAAACAAAUUUAUAUUAAAAAAAUCUUCUCUUGUUACCUGUGGACCAAGAAAAAACAAAACAAAAAAAAAUAAAAUAAAACACUCUUUCCUAAUCAACACAUGUUCAUUCAAAUACCUUGAACCGUCAGCCCACACUGGACAGUGAAUGUCAACCACAGCAGAGACUGAGGCUCAUUUCCACUGGAAAAACAGAACCCAGAUACCCUUCCUUUUUGUCAAUGGAACAGAGCAUUUGCCAGACUCAUGACUAAUGUUAUAAGCUUUUAGCCAACAUGGCCUUGUUGCGACUUCCCUGAAGUCAGUUUUAUCAGAGGAAAUAAACAAAAGGCAGAAUGGUUACAUAUAUAGUGUAUAAAAAGUAUAGAGGAGUAAUCUCUUCCCUGUGGCUUUAUUUGGUGGUGUUAUUGUUGUUUAUUCUUUGUUUAUAUGGAAGAUUUCAAAGUAAAAUCUAUUUAAUAAUACCAUUUAUCUAAUUGCUGAUUUUCUGCUGCUUGAUCUUAUUAAGCGCAAGACCUGUCAUUAGUAAUUUCUUUUUUGUACUUUCAUUUGCUGUUUGCACGUACAUUACAUUUGUUUUGAUGUCUAUUUUUGUUUAACAGAUACAGUCAAAAGGUAAUGGUAACAGAAACCCUCUCCAUUGUCAAUAAAAAAAAUACUUCCAGUU